Molecule: messenger RNA, 1571 nt
Organism: Dioscorea cayenensis subsp. rotundata (Guinea yam)
Lineage: Eukaryota; Viridiplantae; Streptophyta; Magnoliopsida; Dioscoreales; Dioscoreaceae
Product: cytochrome P450 71A6-like
Exons: 3
Coding region: 48-1454 (468 amino acids)
Molecular function (GO): oxidoreductase activity, acting on paired donors, with incorporation or reduction of molecular oxygen; iron ion binding; monooxygenase activity
Source: RefSeq, a predicted model, not a curated record
ACAACAUCCUCCGGAGUCUGGAUAACCAAAACCUCCAUUCCAAAACCAUGUUUCUUCUCCUCCCCCUCCUCCUCCUCCUCCCCUUCCUCCUCUUUCUCUUUCUCAAACCCUUAUCCAAAUCAAAAUCCAAAUCCCAAAUCCAUCCACCAUCACCACCAUCUCUCCCUUUCAUUGGCCACCUCCACCUUCUUCUCCCCAUCCCUUACCGUGCUCUCCACUCCCUCUCCCUCAUUCACGGUCCUAUCAUGCUUCUCAAACUCGGCCAAAUCCCCACUCUCAUCCUCUCCUCCUCCUCCUCCAUCCGCUCCAUGAUCAAAUCCAACGACAUAGCCUUCUCCAGCCGUCCCAAUCUCAAAGUCCCUCGCCAACUCGUCUACGACUCCAAAAGCAUCUCCUUCACCCCCUACGGCCCUUACUGGCGCCAAUCUCGCAAGCUUUGCGUCCUCCACCUCCUCAGCACCAAGCGCGUCCACUCUUUCCGCCCCAACCGCCACUCUGAGCUCUCCAUCAUGCUCUCUCACAUCUCUAAUCACUCCCUCUCCGGCCCCCAUCAAUCUCAGCGAAAUCAUCUACUCCUUCACCACCAACAUCCUCUGCAAAAGUCGCCCUCGGCCGCUCCAUCACUGAAGAAAGCCAACGCCGUAUGCUCCAUGACUCUAUUUGUCAGGCCACCAAACUCUUCGGCUCUUUCAAUGUUGAAGAUUACUUCCCUUCUCUCAAAUGAGAUAAAAGAUGAUGAUAACGCUGAUUUGGUUGAUAUUCUUCUUUCUCUUCAGAGAGAUCCCUUGCCUGGGGAGUUCUCCCCCACCAUGGAUGAAGUCAAAGCUAUCAUUCUGAAUAUGUUUGCGGCUGGAACUACUACAUCUUAUAUAUUCUUAGAGUGGGCUAUGUCAGAGCUUAUUCGAAAUCCAAAAGUAAUGAAGAAAUUGAAAGAAGAGGCUAAAUUAGUGAGCGAAAAGAGUUCAAUGGUGGCCGAGGAAAAUGUGAAUAAGAUGUCCUACUUGAAGGCAGUAGUGAAAGAAGUGUUGAGACUUCAUCCUCCUGCUCCUUUGCUAGUUCCUCGUGAAACUAUCGAAGACACUGAGUUACAAGGCUAUAAAAUUCCCAAGAAAACAAGAGUAAUCAUUAAUGCAUGGGCGAUAGGAAGGGAUCCAAAAUUUUGGGAUGCUCCGGAAGAGUUUAUACCGGAAAGAUUUGUGAACAAUGAGUUAGAUUUCCGAGGUCAAGAUUUCGAAUUUAUUCCAUUUGGUAUUGGUCGGAGAAUUUGUCCAGGAAUGCAAUUUGCUGUGGCCACAAUUGAGUUUGCUCUUGCAAAUCUUGUGCAUCAGUUUGAUUGGGACAUGCCAAAUGGAUUGAGUGCCGAAGAUUUGAACAUGGAUGAAGCUCAAGGACUUAUAAUGCAUAGGAAACAUCCUCUAGUUUUGGUUGCAAAAAAAAAUGGAUUGAUGUUGUAGUUAGUUCUCAAGUGCCAUGAUAAUAAGUUACCUUUUUAACACUGUGGCUAGGGUUUGUUGCAUGUAUUUGAUAAUAUAAUAAAGAUGGAUUUGGUUUUGGUUUUGGUUGUAAGUAAA